Molecule: messenger RNA, 3357 nt
Organism: Naumovozyma dairenensis CBS 421
Lineage: Eukaryota; Fungi; Ascomycota; Saccharomycetes; Saccharomycetales; Saccharomycetaceae
Product: Zn(II)2Cys6 transcription factor
Exons: 1
Coding region: 1-3357 (1118 amino acids)
Biological process (GO): positive regulation of transcription by RNA polymerase II; DNA-templated transcription
Cellular component (GO): nucleus
Molecular function (GO): zinc ion binding; DNA-binding transcription factor activity, RNA polymerase II-specific; sequence-specific DNA binding
Source: RefSeq, a predicted model, not a curated record
AUGCUAGAACCGAUGAACUCAAAUUCUAACAAUAUGAAUGGGUCAUCCACACUACAACAACAACCUCCUAUGAUACCUAAAAUCGCUUCAACGCCUGUCACUACCGUUAAAGCUACGUCCACUAGCCUACAUGUUCCAACCAAGGAAAAGAAAAUCAGAAAACCUUCAAAUAAGGUAACAAAGGCAUGUGAUAAUUGUAGAAGACGAAAAAUUAAGUGUACUGGGAAAACUCCCUGUGCUACAUGUGAAGCUUAUCAAUGUCUUUGCAUUUAUUCUACUCAAAGAGGUAGGAAAAAUGGAAAUUCUAACAAUAGCAAUAAUAGUACUAGCAAUAAUAAUAAUAGUAAUAACGAAAAUACCAAUGUCAUAAAUAACAUUGAAAAUUCAAAAAUGCCGGGAUACAAGAGCCUUUCACCAAUCGUCUUAAACGAAUUACAAAAUAAUCUCAAACUGAAACAGAAUACUAAGAACAAAAAUAAUAUUCCUGGUAAGGGUAUACCAAAUUCAAGAACAUGUAAUCCUUAUAUUACUCAGCAGUUCGUUUCAAACGAUGAAAUGCCUCUACCAGUAAUGACAUUAGUAGACGGUGAUCCUGGUCCAUAUGAAGAUGAUAAAAAAUUUCAAAAUCAAUUAAUUACAUUACAAUCAGUACAAUCCCAAUUGGAAUUAAUGGGUCCAUCCAUUUCUCCAGAAAUAGAUCAAUCUAUUAAAAAUAUUAAUAUUCAAAUUAAAAAUUUAAUCGAAAAUUGGAAUCCUGAAAUAAAUUUCGAUAAAUUAAAUACAAUCCCCAAUAAUGAUUUAUGGUCUGUGGAAACUCAUUUAAUGAAAAACAAAUACACAGAUCAAGUUCAUUUAAAUAAUUUCUCCAUAUGGUCAGAUUCACAAAUGAAAGGGAAAGAACGUGGUACAGUAGCAUUCUCCAAAGAACCAUUAAUAGAUGAAAUAUUCGGUCUAUAUUCACCAUAUCAAGCUUUCUCUAUCCAAGGUAUCGGUUAUUGUUUCCGUACUUACUUAAAACCAAAACAAUUAGAACCUUCACUAUCAACACACACAAAAGAAACUUUAUAUAUUGUACUAAGAUUAUUUGAUAUGUCUUUUCAUCAAAUAAAUGAAAAUUGUAUAUCAAUCGCAAGUCCCUUAGAAAGUUAUCUAAGAAGAAGAAGUUUAAUGCCAUCUCCAAUGACCCCAUUAUCAGCAGCAAGCACCUAUAAUAAUAACACAACGUCCUCAGUGGGGAGUCCCAAUACCGCCACAGAAAAAUCAUUAGUAGCAAUAUUAAUCAAUAGAUUACCACAACCGUUUGUUCAAAACAUGACAUCAUUAACAAAUAAUCAUUUGUUAAACACGAUGAAUGAUGAUUUCGCAAUGUUCAAAUUGAUCUUGAAAAUGUGUGAAGCUCAUAGAAAUGGGUUUGAAAAAUUAAUGAUGAAUAGUAUCCCAGGUCAAACUCCUCCUGCAAGGUUUACGCAAAUGAAACCAGAUGCCUUGGAAUCGUAUUCAUGCUUUUGUGAAGAAGAGGAAAUUCUUUUGGCUUUGGCUUAUAGUUAUUACAAUUCUACUUUGUAUCAUAUCAUGCAGAGUGGUGAUGUGUUGGUGUAUUUAGAAUUAUUGGUAUCAUUAUUAGAACAUCAGCUAUGGUCUUCGGAAUUCUAUGGGUUUGAAAAAGUUACUUGUGUUGCCGUCAAUCAUGCAAUGAGGUUGGGGUUACCAAGGUGGGAAUAUUACGUUGGAUUAGAUGAAGCCACUGCUGAAAGAAGAAGAAGAAUUUGGUGGAAGCUUUAUUGUUUUGAAAAAAUUAUUAUUUUGGAAACAGGGACUAAUUUAUUUAUCGAUGAAAGAAAAAUGAAUUGUUUAUUGACAAGUGAUUUUAGAGAAGCAGGAUUCUUAAAUUCGGUUGAAUUUAUUGAAAAAGUUGAUAAGAUUCCAAGAUCAAAAGUUUUCGAUAAAAUGAAUAUUAAAGAACUUAAAUCUUAUGGAGAAUGUGCUAUGCUUCAAAUUGCCAGUAAUUUGUACUCGGAACUUUUAUAUAAUGAAAGGUACACGUCCAUCAAGAAUAUAUCAAAGCCAGAAUAUAUUAAAGAAAUUUACAUGAAUGAAAUCAUUGAAGAAGUGGAAAAAUUCAAGAGAAGAUUAGAAGCUGUUAAAUCUCAUACAUCAUUUUUAUUCAAUCUCUCUGUGGCUAAUACAAACACCGGCGCCGCUGCUCUCGCUGAUAAAAUUGAGGCAUGUUCAUUUGUUCAACGUUUUGAGGAUAUUAAGUGUUCGAUGUUAGGGGCUGUUGAUGUUUUAGUAACAAGGCUGUCUUCUUCACAUCCCUCUUUGAGAGUGAUAUCUAUAGGAAGUAAAAUUUUGGCUGAAAUAUAUUCGAGUUGGCGAACUCUUACAGGCCUAUUGCUGGCUGUCGAUAACGACUUUUAUACUUGUACUUCGAUACAGAGAUAUGGUGCAGCCUCAGUAUUGUUGUUGACAAGUCGAUAUUUUACAGGGAAUCAUAUUACUUUGAAUGAUUUAUUCAAUAUGGUGCAUAUCUUCAAGAGAUGUAAUACAUGUGUUGCUGCAACUCAAAGCAAUAAUGGCUUUACACAAAGUAACACCAUUAGAGCGCAAAGAAUGACUGUGUCAUUUGUCGCAAUCCUUUGUCGUAUCAUCAUAUUGAGAUAUCUACAAGAAACAGAGAUUUCAAGAGAAGAAUUAUUUACUGCAUUUGAAGGACAAUCCUCAGAUUUAGCGGUUAUUGCACAAAUGAUAUUGGAUGCUAAAUCGAAAGUCUACAGUUUCCUGCUGGAACCAGUUCAAAAAUCAGGCUUUCAUUUAACGUUAAAGAAAAUAUUAGAUUAUGACUUAGAGAAUCCACAAAAACGUAGAAAUAGUAAGAAGAAUUAUAACGCAGCAUCUAAGACAAAAACUACAAGGGCAAAUUCAAACUCAAAUAUGCCUAUACAUAACCUUCUUAACGGUACAACUGGUGCUAAUAUUACAGGCCCACCUUUAUCACAACAGCAACAGCUGCAAGAUCAGCAACAACUAUCUUCUCCACAACAGCUGCAGAAACAGCAACAAAUACACCAACAAAAUUUUUGUGGUAUGAGUACUCCUGAGGCAUUACCGUCUAUCAAAUCAUUAACGAAUGCGAAUGCGGGAAAUAUUUCAUCUUUCCCAUCGUACCCAAAUACUCAACCACCAUCACAAUUGGACGCUAUUUCUGAAAACGAUAACUCUGAAUUGAUGAAUUUAAUGGGAAAUAACUGUGGGGCAGCAUUUAAUCUUGGUACAUUGGAUGAAUUCGUUAACAAUGCCGACAUUGAUGAUUUAUAUAAUGUUUUGUGGGGUGAUUUGUAUACAGAUGCAGUCUUAUGA